This is a messenger RNA of Branchiostoma belcheri (Belcher's lancelet), 2694 nucleotides long. RefSeq lists its product as uncharacterized. Lineage: Eukaryota; Metazoa; Chordata; Leptocardii; Amphioxiformes; Branchiostomatidae. Bases 59 to 2449 code for a protein of 796 amino acids. Gene Ontology annotation, biological process: engulfment of apoptotic cell; phosphatidylserine exposure on apoptotic cell surface; intein-mediated protein splicing. Gene Ontology annotation, cellular component: plasma membrane. The record is from RefSeq and is a predicted model, not a curated record. The transcript is spliced from 2 exons.
ACAUUGCUCCUGGUAGCCUCGUCGUUGACUGACAUUGGUUCUGCAACGUCAUACUGAAAUGGACGCCUUGUAUGCGAGAGUUUCGGAGGCAAUCGCCGCUAUACCUAACGACACUGUGGUACAUCUGUUCGGUGAACUACCGACCACGGGUGGGAAUGACUCCGGUAAAGCAGCCCGCGCCACUCUCGUCAGCAAACUCAAAAGCUCCACGCCAGGCAGUCACACCGAGAUGUUCGGCAGCGGAGACAGGUUCGUAGAUAUUUUCUUUCCCAACCAUAACUCAGCACCUUACGAGGGGGAUGUCUCCCUCACCGGCCUAGACAACAACUGGUGGUCGGACUUUUCAGUCGCCUCUCUCUGCCAGGCCAUGUACAACCUCACCACAGACCUGCGAAAGCAGCUGAAACGGGACGACAUCAACAACGCUGUAAACAGGAAGAACGCCGAGCUUAAAGCACGUUCAAUGGAGUUUUAUGCCAAGGUCUUCAGUGAAACCUACGUGAAAGGAACAUACAGCACGAUCGCAGAUAAGGCAUCGGCAAGGCAGCAUUACGAAUCGGCACUGACAUCUGAUGCUUGGAUCACGGCAAAAAGGGCUAUUGCAGCUGAAGGUAUGUGGACAGACGCGGCUUGGGACCUGUACCAUCACUGGGUGAAGCUACACCUGCUAGGCGCCAGCAAUGCAGAGAUAGACAACAUCAUCCAACAGCUCAGCAGGAAGGAGCUCCUGAUUCCGCCUGAGGUAGGAGUGGGGAACUGGACAAGCUACACGGCCUGGAUGAACCCGGCGGCUAUCACAUCACAAGACAUCGAGGGUGAUGCGGCAGCAGGAAUUUUGAAGACAGUGCCCAUCACAGUCAUCACUCCUGGCCCAUACCCCGUCCCUCCCACAAUGAUGAAGGAAGAAAACUCUUUCGAGUUUACAGCAGACGGCCAACCAGGGAGAGGGUACCGUACUAGCGGCGGCAGUGGAGGCGGUGGUGGUGGCGGCGGAGGUAAUAUAUUCACCAGCUGUUUUUCACGGGACACGAAGGUGCUCAUGGCGGACGGGACUACCCUUCUUCCCAUCCGCUCAGUCGAGGUAGGCCAAGACGUCUUCACGCUGCAGGGUCCGCGACGAGUCGCAGUACUGUCAACUCCAAGACGGAAGGGGCGUCUCUUAUACUCCAUCAACGGUUGCUCCUUCAGUUUCACAGAAACCCAUCCUUUUGUUACGGCAGCUGGGCACAAGGGCGAAGAGGGAGGCCACGGGCUCGCUGCGGUGUCUCCUAGGACACUAGUAAACUUGGUUCCAACGCUUUCACGGCUCGGAAUUACCAAGAUUGAGGAAGGAACAGCCCUCUUGUCCCUGAAAAACCAAGAGCCUCACCCGGCCUCGGUCAGCUUGUUAGAUCAACAUCCUGCUACUGCCGAGAAUGCUGAUGACUACAUCUAUGACUUGAUCUUGGAGCCUACCGACAAGGGUUUUCCACAUUACUUUGUGGGAGACGGUACUUCGCUGUUCCUCGUAGCCUCAGAGGUUCCAAGAAUCGAGAUAGCGCCUCAUCUAGCUACUACAGUACUGAAGGCACUCCAUGUGGCCCAUGACAGCCUUCAUGGACGACCAAUACAACGAAACAAUGGAGAACCUCCAUCGAAAGUUCCACAUGUCUUCCAAUUGCUGUCCCCCGCCUUAGCCCUUGUACAUGUGCCACCUCUUCGACAAGCACAAGAAAUGGUCCAGCAAACUCAAGACGCAACUGCACCUUUCAGCGUCGCCGAUGUCUUGAAAGUCUUCGUCCAAGAGAAGACCACCCCAAACCAAACAUCUUACAGACGUGAGCUAGGCGAGGCUUGCGAACAAAUCGCCACUCAUCACGGAGAAGAGAUCGACGCUAUGGUAGACCUCGGAUGGAGAAAGAUAGGCAAGGAAGAGAAAGAUGAUAGCGAGCAUGUCAUGUCGGUCUCAAUCCUUGACAUCAUAUUUCACGAUGUUCCUAUCCACAGCCCAGGAGAGCGCCUUGCCGUUGUUGUAGAAGCUAAAGCCAAAGAAACGUCAAAUAAUGCUUGGUGCGAAGAGUCUGAUGAGAAAACAGGUUCCACCUUCGUGCGACACUGCCGACGAGUCUUCUACUUCCAGGAUGUGGAUGUAGAUGAUGAAAGUCUUGUUGAAAUCCACUUCCACGUCCAUCACCUUGGAGAAAAGCGCGCUCUACCCUACACCGCCCGUGCGCUAGUCCCCGGAGCGCUGGAACACAACUACCGCAUGUUUGAAGCCGUAUUACGGGAGGAAGAUGAGCAUGAGGUCGGGCUGGUCAGGUUUGACGUUCGGCUGCUGUGUCUGGAUGCAGUACAGGAGGAGCAGAAGCGUUCCAAGACGUGGAGCGAAGACGACAAGCAGGCGUAUGCAUUGGAGCUGGGACAGCGAUACGGAGAGCUGUUGAAGAUGUACUUAGAUAAUUCAGGUUAAAUUUUUCACGAGGUUAAAGAUGUGUUUCAGUUCAUAGUUGGCAACAUUAUAUGGUUAAUUGCUAUGAGGUUUGUUGGUCAUGUAUUAUUCUGCUUCUUGUCAAAUCCACAUGAAAUACUUUAUGGAAUAUACGGUAACUGCUAUAUAUGAUUCCAUUUUUGUAAAUGAUGCUUGUACAUGUACAUGCGGCACACGUGUAUACAAGUAUUUAACAAACUUCUAACGGUGAAAAAAGGCAACAUGAC